This is a messenger RNA of Peronospora matthiolae, 588 nucleotides long. NCBI's taxonomy places the organism in Eukaryota, Oomycota, Peronosporomycetes, Peronosporales, Peronosporaceae. The record is from the annotation of a GenBank genome assembly.
AUGUACGAAGGGAUUGACAACCUGAAAUCUCUUUACGACCGUGCCGGGAAGACUUUCUCCAGCGGUCCUUCUGCGGCACAGGAUGUGCCGCGUCGUACUGCUCAACCAGACCCAGUACGUCAAUCAUCAGUUGGGAGCGGGGCUCCCAAGUAUCCCAGCACGGGGGAUAGCCGUGCCACCGGACGAGAGAAAUCGUCCGACGUCCGUUCACGUCGCGGUGGUUCAACAGCUGCUCAACUAGAUAGCGCUGGCCACCGCGAGAGUCCUCUAAUGGAGGUGGAUGAGGAGGGAAGACGCUCUCCACACGAUCGUGGGGAUGCGUGUGUUCCGGAGAGCUUCUUUGAUCGCGUAACGCAAGGGUUACGCGGCGAUCUCGAACAUGAGCGGGACAGGCGUCUCCAACUGGCGGACGCUGUCUCGAAGAAUCGAGCUGAUUUUGCCUUUGCUCAGCUUGAGAACGAGAGAGCUCUGACAUCUCUUCGUGACGAGCUAAGGGUAGCUCGUGGGAUUGUUGAUCGGUCUCGGGAUGAGAUAACUACUCUCCAGACCCUUGUCGAUGCCCAUCAUCGGGAGCACAAGGCUCUCUGA